Molecule: messenger RNA, 2858 nt
Organism: Conger conger (European conger)
Lineage: Eukaryota; Metazoa; Chordata; Actinopteri; Anguilliformes; Congridae
Product: anoctamin-2-like
Exons: 25
Coding region: 63-2858 (931 amino acids)
Biological process (GO): chloride transmembrane transport
Cellular component (GO): plasma membrane
Molecular function (GO): protein dimerization activity; chloride channel activity
Source: RefSeq, a predicted model, not a curated record
CGCAAAGCGAGAGCAAAAUACCCGUGGUCAACAACUUACUGGACUCGGACUCGCCCGAGGACAUGAACACUGGUCUGUAUUUUUCUGAUGGAAAGAGGAAAGUGGACUACGUACUGGUGUACCACUACAGGAGACAUUCAUCCCUGGCCCACAGACUAUCUGUGGUUUCUAAUGGCAGCUUUACCAUCACUGUGGGCACAAAGGACUCUCAGGUGGUGCAGGAGGUGUCUGUGGAUCCGGAGCCUCCAGACCCAGCUGACAGGGAGAAGACUUUAAUAAGAGAGGAGUUUGAGGCAAGCCUGCAGGAGGCCGGCCUGGAAAUCGAACGGGACAAAGAGCACAAGACCCAUGGCACAAGCUUCAUUAGGCUCCAUGCAAACUGGCAGGUCCUGAGCAGGGAGGCCGAGUUCCUCAAGAUCAAAGUACCCACAAUAAAGAGUUAUGAGCUGAAGGAGAAGAGGGGGUUUUCAGGUGUAAUGAGUGCACUGGGGCGCAAAAUCAACCAGCCUUUCCAGCCCAAAGUGCCACACCUGAACAGCAACAGCCGCACAAAGUUCAUCUCCCACUCCUUCUCUCGAGAUAAGUUACACCUGUACAACAUCCAACAUAAGGACACUUUCUUCGACAAUGCAACACGCAGCCGAAUAGUGUACGAGAUACUGAGACGCACCUCCUGCACACAGACUUGCCAAACCACGGGUAUAAUCACAUUAAUAGCUAAGGGUGUCUACGACUGUGCCUUCCCCCUGCAUGACGGUGACUUUAAAACUACUGGUGAAGAUGAGCAGAGGAAUGACAGACAGCUCCUGCAUGACGAAUGGGCGAGAUACAGGGCCUUUUACAAGUACCAGCCUGUCGAUCUCAUAAGGAAGUACUUUGGGGAGAAGAUUGGCCUUUACUUUGCCUGGCUGGGUGUCUACACGCAGCUGCUCAUCCCAGCGUCCAUAGUCGGCAUCAUUGUCUUGUUCUAUGGCUACGCCACCAUGGAAACCAAUGUGCCCAGCAUGGAGAUGUGUGACAGGCGGCAGAACUUCACCAUGUGUCCUCUCUGCGAUGGCGUCUGUGACUACUGGCAUCUGAGCACCGCCUGUGACACCAGCCGUGCCAGCCACCUCUUUGACAAUCCCGCCACGGUCUUCUUCGGCGUCUUCAUGUCCCUCUGGGCCGCCAUGUUUAUGGAGCACUGGAAACGCAGGCAGAUCACCCUGAACCACCGCUGGGACCUGAUGGCCCUGGAGGAAGAGGAGGAUCGAGUGAAGGAGCACCCCCGACCACAGUAUGAGUCCACCCUCCUUGAGAAGAGGCGGAGAAGGAGUAAACGGCAAAGUAAACGACAGAAAAAUGCGUCGGGACCCCGGAAACUGACAUGGAGAGACAGGUUGCCUGGAUACAUCAUCAACAUCUCCUCCAUCUUAUUCAUGUUCGGCCUGACGUUCUCUGCUGUGUUUGGCAUCAUUGUCUACCGGAUCACCACCUCGGCCGUCAUGGCCAUGAGCCCUGACCCAGAGGCCAAGUCCAACGUGCGGGUAACGGUCACUGCAACCGCGGUCAUCAUCAACCUGCUGGUCAUCCUGAUCCUGGACGAGAUCUAUGGCGCUAUCGCCGUCUGGCUCACCGAACUCGAGAUCCCUAAAACUGAAAAGGAUUUUGAGGAACGGUUGAUUCUGAAGGCCUUUCUCCUGAAAUUUAUGAACGCGUAUGCCCCUAUCUUCUAUGUGGCGUUUUUCAAAGGAAGGUUCGCCGGCCGCCCGGGGGACUACGUGUACGUCUUCAAUGACUACCGCAUGGAGGAGUGUGCACCCGGGGGCUGUCUCAUUGAGCUCUGCAUCCAGCUCAGCAUCAUCAUGCUGGGGAAACAGCUCAUCCAGAACAACAUUUUUGAGAUAGGAAUUCCGAAGCUGAAGAAACUCUACAGGACGUUGAAGGAAAGAGGUGCCGACCCGAAGGACACUGAUAACCAGCAUGCCAGAGCACCUCAACGCUGGGACCUUGACUACGACCUGGAGCCCUUCGAAGGCCUGGCCCCGGAGUACAUGGAGAUGAUAAUUCAGUUUGGAUUCGUCUCCCUCUUCGUGGCCUCCUUCCCCCUGGCGCCACUCUUUGCUCUGCUUAACAACAUCAUCGAGAUUCGCCUCGACGCCAAGAAGUUCGUCACCGAGCUGCGGCGGCCAGAUGCUGUGCGGGCCAAGGACAUCGGAAUCUGGUACAACAUCCUUAAUGGAAUUGGCAAGUUCUCGGUCAUCAUAAAUGCAUUUGUCAUCUCCUUCACCUCGGACUUCAUCCCACGGCUGGUCUACCAGUACAUGUACAGCGACACGGGUACCAUGCACGGCUUCAUCGACCACACCCUUUCCUUCUUCAACGUCAGCAACUUCAAACCGGGCACUGCUCCCAACUCCUCCCAGUAUGGCAGAGAGGUGCUAUUGUGCAGGUAUAAGGACUACAGGGAGCCGCCCUGGUCCGGAGAAGCCUACCAGUUCUCCAAGCAGUACUGGGCAGUGCUCGCUGCCCGCCUGGGCUUCGUCAUUCUGUUCCAGAACCUGGUGAUGUUCCUGAGCAUGCUGGUGGACUGGAUGAUUCCGGACAUGCCCAAAGACAUCAGCGAGCAGCUGAAGAAGGAGAAGACCAUGAUGGUGGACGUGUUCCUGCGGGAGGAGAAGGAGAAGAUCCACCUCAUCCACGGCCUGUUCGCCAAGGACGAGGCCGGGAAGGCGGCGGGCGACGCCCCGCUCCCGCAGCAGGAGCCCGCGCCCAACGCCGGGGACGGCGGCCCUCGGACCCGCUGCCGGGCAGCCAGCUUCAGCCAGUUCAGCAGAGAGACGCCUCCCAGCCCCAGCGUGAGGCACACGGCCGUGUGA